This is a messenger RNA of Morone saxatilis (striped sea-bass), 5302 nucleotides long. RefSeq names its product neural cell adhesion molecule 1b (gene ncam1b). Gene Ontology annotation, molecular function: protein binding. Gene Ontology annotation, biological process: cell-cell adhesion. The record is from RefSeq and is a predicted model, not a curated record. Gene Ontology annotation, cellular component: neuron projection; membrane. Lineage: Eukaryota; Metazoa; Chordata; Actinopteri; Moronidae.
UUUCACUGGAAGUGCAGAUCACACCAAGUCAGGGUGAGAUUAGUCUUGGAGAAUCCAAAUUCUUCAUGUGUGAAGUUGUAGGUGUUGCCAAGCAGAUAGACUGGUUUGGACCAAGCGGGGACAGGAUAGAACCAAACAGACCAGACAUAACAGUAACCCGUAACGAUGAGUCAUCUUCCACCCUCACACUGUAUAAAGCUGGGACUGAAAAUGCAGGGACAUACAAAUGUGUCGCUACCAAUGGAGACCUGCAAGGGGAGUCAACCGUCAGAGUGAAAAUCUUCCAAAAAAUCACCUUCACAAACGCACCGUCACCCCAAGAGUUUACCGAAGGAGACAAUGCCAACAUAAUUUGUGAUGUCAUCAGUUCGCCGCCACCCACUGUCUUCUGGAAAUACAAAGGAGCAAAAAUACAGAUGGAGAAAGAUGUUCGGUUUAAGGUACUGAGCAACAAUCACCUUCAGAUCCGUGGCAUAAAGAAGACAGAUGAGGGCUCAUAUACCUGCGAGGGUCGCCUCAUGGCCCGCGGCGAGAUUGAUCUGCGGGUCAUCAAGGUCGUUGUGAACGUGCUCCCGACCAUCAGGGUAUGGCAGUCAGAGGUGAAUGCCACAGCAGAUGUCGGGCAGCCUGCCAUGUUGACUUGUGCUGUUGAUGGCUAUCCUGAACCCAUGGUGACCUGGACAAGGAACGAAGCCGUUCUGGAGGCCGGAGAGAAGUACAGCUAUAAUGAAGAUGGCUCAGAAAUGACAAUAAUGGAUGUCACCAAGCUGGAUGAGGGAGAGUACACCUGCAUUGCCAAGAACAAGGCUGGGGAAAGUGAGCAGGAACUCAGUCUGAGAGUGUUUGUCAAACCUAAGAUCACGUACAUCGUAAACCAGAGCACUUCAGAGAUGGAGGAGCAGGUAACUCUGACUUGCGAGGCAUCCGGAGAUCCAACUCCCACUAUCAGCUGGAGCUUCGGUGAGCGCGUCUUCACUGAAGGAGAACAGGCACAUCUAAACAGGAUCUAUCAGGCAUCAUGGACUCGGCCCGAGCAACACAAGAGUCUGGAUGGAAAUGUAGUGGUGAGGAGUGAUGCUCGCGUGUCCUCCCUCACUCUGAAGUAUGUCAAGUAUACAGACGCUGGUCAGUACCUCUGCACAGCACGCAGUGCCAUUGGAGAGGAUGAUCAGCAGGCAUAUCUGGAGGUCCGCUAUGCUCCUAAGAUCCAUGGUGCAGUGGCAGUGUAUACCUGGGAGGGAAACGCUGUCAAUAUCAGCUGUGAGGUCAAGGCUCAUCCCAAUGAUGUAUCUAUUGUGUGGCUGAGAGACGGACUGCAGCUCCCCAACUCAAACACCACUAACAUUAAGAUCUUCAGAACUCCAUCAUCCAGCUACCUUCAGAUAACCCCAGAGUCUGAAAAUGACUUUGGGAGCUAUAACUGCACUGCCUCAAAUGAGAUGGGUACGGAGUCCAAGGAGUUCCUCCUCAUUCAGGCCGAGGUGCCAUCAGCUCCAUCCAUCAGUGAGGUGAGACCCUUCUCCACCACAGCACAGAUCCAGUUUGAGGAGCCCGAAUCCACUGGAGGUGUUCUUAUUCUGAAAUACAGAGCAGAGUGGAGGACUCAAGGAAGGGGCAGCUGGGUGCAUAGAGUCUAUGAGGAUGGCUCCAUCAGUGAGGUGACUAUCACAGGCCUGAAGCCAGAGACCAGCUACGAAGUGAAGUUGUCAGCCAUCAACGGCAAGGGUGAAGGUGAAAGCAGUCCCGCUGAGUUCUUCAAGACGGAGCCUGUCCGGAAUCCCAAUCCUCCUAAACUCGAAGGGGCACUUCAACCCAAAGGCAACUCGCUCAAAAUCAGCUGGAUCAAGCAGGACGACGGCGGCUCGCCCAUUUUACAUUAUCUCAUCCGCUAUAAACCACUACAGGAACCAGAUUGGAAGCCAGAAAUCCGGCUGCCCAGCGGCAGCGAGUACGUGGUUCUGAGUGCUUUGGAGUGGGACACAGAAUACAGCGUCUAUGUGGUGGCAGUGAAUCAGAAGGGCAAGUCCAAGCCAGCAACCAUGUCCUUCAGGACGUCCACAAAGCCAGAAGCCAUCCCAGAUUUGGGUGAUGAGGCAGCACUCUCCAUGGGCAUCAUGAUCUGGGCAGGGAUCCUUGUUGUAGUAUUUGUACUCCUGCUGCUGGCUGUGGAUGUCACCUGUUACUUUGUCAACAAGUGUGGCCUCAUAAUGUGCCUCUGCGGCAAAUCCGGCACCGGGACUAAAGGACACCACUUGGAGGAGGGCAAGGCAGCUUUCAUGAAAGAUGAGUCCAAAGAGCCAAUAGUGGAAGUCAGGACAGAGGACGAGUGCACAGCCAAUCAUAACGCAGCGGGACCGACGACAGAACCCAAUGAAACCACACCUCUCACAGAGCCAGAGCUGGCGGCUUACACUGCUGCUCCGGCACUGGACACGCUCUCCUCCAUAGCCACCAACUCUGACACAGCCACUGCAACAAUUGACCCCGCUCAGGACAGCCCCUCUAGCGAGACCACUACCCUCACUUGUAGCCUGUCUACCCCUGCCAACGACCCCUCAGAACCCUCACCCACCCCUAGCCCAGCUCCGGCCCCGACUCCAGAGUCGAACACCGCCCCGCCGACUCCGCUCAUCACCACCUCCGCCGUCGAAGCUAAAAUGGCCCCGUUAGUAGAACAAAGAGGAAGUAACAGCCCGGAAGAACAGGAGAAAAUAACCACUCCUCCUCCACCUGAACGGACUAAAGUUCAAAAAGCGGGGGCGCCGAUACCACCGAAGCGUAGACACUCUCCUAAACUUGCCGCUCUGAAUGCUAAAGGUAGCCCCCCUGUAUCUCCGCUGGUUGCGUCUUCUCCAUCGUCCUCUCCCACUCUCGACACCAAGAAACCUGCUCCGAGCCCACCGGUCAAGAAGCUACCCAUAAAGCCACACGACGUAGCCUUAGACAUCGAGACGCCAGCACAAACUGCCUCCACUCUAGCAACCACUGCCCCUCCAAAACCAGAUGCUGAUUCAAAUCCAACUGCCCCAAAUCCCAGUGCGUACAGCCUUACUGCCUUUGACACAAAUAAUAAACCUGCUGCCCAGCUUGUCGAUGAAAACAUAUCCACUGCCAAAGAUGCUGCAACUAGCUCUCCUUCAGUCAUCCACAAUACUCUUAAAGUCCUGGAUGCUGAAGAAUCUGCUCCUCUGGUUUCAGAUGUCCCCUCCCCUCUACCCAUUACUCCCAUUUCUUUUAUUCCUGCCCCUGGCGGUCUCGAGGCGCCGGCCUCAAAUGAUUUCCUCACAUCGGGGUCCGACACCUAUGACUUACUUACCUCAGCCGUGGGACCCAAAAAUGCGGAUUUAGAGUUAGCGCUGACAAACGGGACAGAGAGACCCUACCGGCCCCCCGCAGACCUUAUUAGCUUAGAGAGCCCGCCCUCUGCCCCCUCUAUGGCCAAUGGAGACGGAGCAGACCUCCCCCCCUCAGGCCCAGUUCUGGAGGCAUCAGAGACUCUGGCCAAGACUGCUCCUCCUGUCAACGAUGAGAAGAUUUUCUCUGAUGAGAAAGGCAAACUGGAGGAGGCCCUGACGGAGAUCACUGCAGAACACAAGAGUGUCAUACAGACAAAUACCACCGAGAGCAAAGCAUGAUGGGCCGGGGGAAACCCCAGCCCAACCCAAAACAUUUUUCGCAGCAGCAUUGAGCGAGAAACACUGCAGGAGUUUUGAUUUCCAGUGCCCUUAACUACAUAUUUAAAACAACACACAUGUGUCGAUUGGUUACAGCGCACUUUGACUGUGCUUUCAUUUCUGGUUUCAUUCAUGAAAUGUUUACUACACCCAAGGAGUUUAUCUUUAGGUCAUAAGAGAUUUAUUUUAUUUUUUUAUUGUUAUUUUAUUUAACCAGUCAGGACGAUUGAGAACAAUCUCUUAUUACAAUGAUCGCUUGGUAAAUAUAUGAAAUUAGACUCUACUUUCUAUUGUGCUUAUAGUUUGAAUUGCAAUCGCAUACAAGUCUUGAAUUAUGAGAAAUGUAAAAAAAAAAAAAAAAAAUCUGACUCUAUAUAUAGAAAUUAUUUUUCUUAUUUUCAUGUUCAACUGUUCAAAUGUGAAACUGUUUGAAUUUAUUUUUUUUUUUGUUUGGACUUAAUUUGUGGGCUAGUCUCAUUGAAUAGCUUGUUCUGCAUGUCUGACCUGCAAGUGGUUGUAAAGUUUUGUUUACAAGGUUUAUGUUUUCACUUUGUCUGUUACAGGGAUGUGUCAUCUCUCACAGAUACGCUGGCAUUGAUUUAACACAGGCCCCAGUUCAAUGUUUGGAUUACAACCAUAUUUGCUAUGGUGAUAAAAAUACAGGAUUAACCCACAGCCAGCUGCAGGGGAAAAGAGACCGACGGAGAAUCACACAGACUGUGUGCAUGAUCAGAUCAGAUCUGACCCAUUUUAUGAUCAAAUGUAUUCAGUCUGUCACUGCCUUACCACAGUGUUAGUUCAAAAUAUUCAUUAAUAAUGUGUAUUUGAUUAAAAAAGGCAACUCACUGAACACAAACCGACAAAAAAAGAAAAAAAGCCAGCAGAACUGCUGAUUCUCAGCCAAGGGUUGAAGAACCGUGAAUCAAGCGAAUGUCGUAUGAUCUUGCGCUAAAUAUACGCCACGUAUUUGUUUAGGGGGCAACAACUACAAUAACUAUUGUUUCUUCCUCACAUUAAAGCAGAUCAAAGGUCUGGCUUCGUACUUUGAGUUGUGACUUUGAAGCAAAAAAUAAAGAAGCCUUUUUGUACUAUUUAAAAACUACAAAAGAUUUAUUUUCCAUUUCCUGCCUGCAAGCUUGUGCACUGUGCCUGUGUGUCAGUAGAUUGUCUUGUCAUCAGUUCCUAUGAUAAUCUGCAUAGCUUUGUCGUGAGAGAUUUAGCCGAUUCUUUUUUUAUUUAAUAUAUUGUAUUACUAGAAGAAAAAGUAUGAUAAAUGGACUAAUGUGGUCAUUAUAACACGUGUAGUGUAUAAAACUGUCCGUCUCUGGUCACAGCACUAUAUAUCGCCAGCUAUAGUGAAGGAAGGUGUUUUGAGCCUUGGCAUGAAUUCAGUCAGUACUUCAUAACGUAUAACUACGAGGCAGAUAGACGUGCCCAUGUUUGUUUGGGGUAAAUAGUUCUCAUAUUGAUUUAAUGAGUGUUACCUUUUGGGGCUUGUUCUGGCAUUAUACACUGUUUUUAUUUUUCUCCCCCCAGUUGUUAUUCAAGUGUUCUGUAAUGUGGUCUUUGAAUUUUUCUUUUUUUUUUUAAGUUUUUGUCUUUUUGUACAAAAAUCACUCACCAAGAGC